This is a messenger RNA of Rhizopus microsporus ATCC 52813, 894 nucleotides long. Its product is annotated as NAD(P)-binding protein. NCBI's taxonomy places the organism in Eukaryota, Fungi, Mucoromycota, Mucoromycetes, Mucorales, Rhizopodaceae. The coding region runs from base 1 to 894 and encodes 297 amino acids. The record is from RefSeq and is a predicted model, not a curated record. The transcript has a single exon.
AUGGUUAGCUCAUCUGAACGAGUAUUUAUUCUUGGAGGCACAGGAAAUGUUGGCUCAAAGACCACAAGAGAUUUAAUUGCCAAAGGUAUUCCUGUCACAUUAUAUGCACGUCAGCCGGAAAAAGUAAAGGCAUCAUUUGAAAACAACAGCCUUGUCAACACUAUCCAAGGUGAUUACAAAGACCUUACUCCAUUGAAGGAAGGAUUAAAGGGACACACCAGACUCUUUCUUUUGAUUGUUGAUAUGUACAAUAUGAUCCAACUGAAAAAGACUAUUGCUGCUUGGGCUUAUGAAGCUGGUAUUAAGCAAAUUGUGGAUAUCUCAAGUUUUACCGUAAGCUGCCCUUUAAGAACAACCUUUAUUGGUGUGAAUCAUUACGAAUCCGAACAAGCCAUCUAUCAUCUUCCUAAUCGUGGUGCCUUUGUUGCCUUGCGUCCAGGUCGCUUCAUGUCAAAUAUUUUCAUGUUUGAUGGUCUCCAGUUCAGUAAUGACACUAUUUUUGAUACAGUAGAUGCCGACAAACCACAGGGCUGGGUUUCACCAAACGAUAUUGGCGCGGUUGCUGCAGUUGUCCUUAGUGAAGACAUUGAAAAGCAUGGUGAUUCAGUGUAUGAACUCAAUAGUGAUGUUGCUACUCCAACCCAGCGCGCCACUUAUCUCUCGCGUAUCCUUGGCCGUGACAUAAAAUAUAAGCAGAUCGACUCUCUUGAGAAAUAUGAUAUGCUCAUGAGUACUGGGCACCUCAGUCAUCCUUUUGCCUACUGUCUCAGUACAACCUUGGUAUCCUAUGAUAUGCAGAAUCCUAUUAUCACUGAUGGUAUUCAUGUCUUGUUACGAAGAAAGCCAGAAACAUUGGAAAAAUACCUUGAAGAUAAUAAGCAUUUACUCAAAUAA